This is a messenger RNA of Necator americanus (New World hookworm), 228 nucleotides long. RefSeq lists its product as uncharacterized. The coding region runs from base 1 to 228 and encodes 75 amino acids. The transcript is spliced from 2 exons. NCBI's taxonomy places the organism in Eukaryota, Metazoa, Nematoda, Chromadorea, Rhabditida, Ancylostomatidae. The record is from RefSeq and is a predicted model, not a curated record.
AUGAGCAAACCAAUUGACCUCGAUCAAAUCCCCAAUCCACGUACACAGAAAGAAUGGCGUGUUUACAAGGAAUACGUGGAACAUCUGAAGGCAUGGGGCGUCCCAUUCGUUGGCAGAACAAAAUGUGAACCAAUCGAAACCGACGGAGUUGUUAAUCAACUGAGUAAAAUGGGAGUUGGUACGAAGAACAACGAUGGAACUAAUUCAUCCGACACUUCAGCUGCCUAG